GUAAUUUUCAGCUCGCAUUCCCAUUUUAUCGCUCGUGCGGUGCGCAUCGGGCUGGUCGUCGUCGUGUGGCGCAAGUGAAUCGAGCGCUGUAGAUCUUGGUAGUAGUCUCCUAGUACAUGUGAGAGUGACCGGCUCUAUCGUUCGUGUGCGUGCUUGUGAGGUUCUGGUUUUUUUGCGUAGUAAAGAAACACGUGUUCUUGUAGAAGAUUUCACGGGGAAAGCUCUGUGUGUAUUAUCGUGAAAGGAAUUAUUCUGCUACGGGAUUUGUAUAACCAGCUCCGAAAAUGGCUCUUUCAACGAGUGCGAAUUUUAUCAAAUAUUUAUUAUUCUUGUUUAACUUUUUCUUUGCGAUCACGGGCGUGAUCAUUAUGGCGGUUGGCUUAACCGUGCAAGGCGCUUAUCACAACUUCCGCGACAUUCUCGACGCAAAGUUCUUCAGCAUUCCCACCUUUCUGGUGGUGAUUGGAUCGUUCAUCUUUGUGAUUGCCUUUUUCGGGUGCUGCGGCGCUUACAAGGAAAACUACUGCAUGACCCUAACGUUUUCCGUCCUGCUGAUCUUGAUCUUUAUACUGGAACUGGCGGCCGGUAUCAGUGGGUACGUGCUGCGCAAUGACACCCGCGAACUCGUGAGCAAUGCACUGAACUCAUCGAUGAAGAGCUAUGGCGGCGAGAACGCUGGUGACAUUACGCUGGUUUGGGACGAGAUUCAGGUUGAUUUCGAUUGCUGCGGAGUGUACAACAGCUCCGACUGGGGACGUGCUAAUGCGGCGAAAUUCAAUGAAACUUUCCUACCGAUGACUUGCUGCCGGCAGCAGACGGGUGCUGUCGGAUAUGUUGCUUGCCCGGAUCCCACCAGUGCCACGCUGCGCAAAACGGGAUGCAUCGAUUCGUUCGGUGAUUUCAUCAAGGCACACGCCGUAAGCCUAGGUGCUGCUGGAAUAGCACUGGCAGUGAUUCAGUUCUUUGGAAUUCUCUUUGCAUGCUAUCUGGCCAAGCAAAUCAAACUGCAAGGCGUCAGCAGCUAUUAAGGAUUGAAGUGUCCUGUCGUGUUGCGGUGUAUUUUUGAACUCAUAAAUUGUUUGAAUUCCUGCUUGGAAAGGAUCCAUUGCACACACGCAAAACAUGCAAACAUACUGUAACCAAGUUAUCUAGAUAAUA
Messenger RNA from Anopheles merus, 1158 nucleotides. Its product is annotated as CD63 antigen-like. The record is from RefSeq and is a predicted model, not a curated record. The transcript has 7 exons. Gene Ontology annotation, cellular component: membrane. Lineage: Eukaryota; Metazoa; Arthropoda; Insecta; Diptera; Culicidae. The coding region runs from base 285 to 1028 and encodes 247 amino acids.